AUGGCAGCUCCGGGAUUAGUAGGUGAGGUGCAAAAGCUGGCGAUACCUGACUUGAGGUUUCAGCAAACUUUCCAAAAUGCCUUAAAAAGGGAGGCGAAAAAGAAUAAAAAGCUGGGCACGGAGAGCGAAGGAAACGACCGGAUUAGCGCGUCCGUCAUCUGCAAAGUGGUGCUAAGAGAUGUCUUACUUUUACCAUUUCUACAAGGUAUUUUGUGGACCGGUAUCUUGAUUGCGAUGAAGCCCUGGCUGCGAUUGGUGGUCAGACAGGGCCAACAGUGCGGGCAAAAGCUCUAUAACCUAGUGUUGGGCAAAAACUUGGUACCCAAACGUGAAUGA
Messenger RNA from Lachancea nothofagi CBS 11611, 336 nucleotides. The record is from the annotation of a GenBank genome assembly. Lineage: Eukaryota; Fungi; Ascomycota; Saccharomycetes; Saccharomycetales; Saccharomycetaceae.